UUCAGCUGUUUGAUAUGAUAAGAAGCGAAAACCUGUGCUGUCUGAAUGAAUACUUGUACAACACAGCUAUGGUUUCAUGCCAAAAGCUUGGUUAUUGGGAGAAAGCUGUGAAGCUUUUGUAUGAAAUGGAAGGUUCAGGGUUGACAGUUUCAACUUCAUCAUAUAAUCUGGUGAUAAGCACUUGCGAGAAAUCAAGGAAAUCGAAAGUUGCAUUGCUAGUAUAUCAGCACAUGGCUCAAAGGGAUUGUAUGCCAAACACGUUUACUUAUCUGUCGCUUGUAAGGAGUUGUAUUUGGGGUUCCCUUUGGAACGAGGUUGAAGAUAUCCUAGAGAAAGUGGAACCUGAUGUGUCGCUUUACAACGCAGCUAUACAUGGAAUGUGUUUAAGACGCGAGUUCAAGUUUGCAAAAGAGUUGUAUGUCAAACUGAGAGAGAUGGGUUUAGAACCGGAUGGCAAAACCCGAGCGAUGAUGUUACAGAACUUAAAGAAACACCAAAAAUAAGGUUAUAUUAUAAAGUUCUACUCAUACUUCUUAGCAUUAAUAACUUUAGUCACGAGAAUUCAUCUCCAAAGUCCUUAUAAAAAUUUUACAAAUCUCUUA
This is a messenger RNA of Camelina sativa (false flax), 602 nucleotides long. Lineage: Eukaryota; Viridiplantae; Streptophyta; Magnoliopsida; Brassicales; Brassicaceae. The record is from RefSeq and is a predicted model, not a curated record.